UGGCACCGAGUUUUAUCGGCGGGCUCAAAGUUCAGAGAGUUGUGUAGUCGAAACACAAAGGCUUUGAAACUUGAACACGCACGGUGAGAGGGUCAGGGGUGACUCGAACUCGUGUGUGGAUACGGAUAUCAGGGUUGGUUUACAAUAAGACAUCUCCAUUUCGCCCACAAAGGCCACGAUGUAUUGUGAGCUGAUUCGCGACACGCUCACGCACAGAGCCCCACGACUGGAAUUCAGUGUGGUCCGCACGAUGUCUCCCUAUUCUGGGGCGAGUCUUAAAGCCUCUCGCCGAGCCUUCCGUCUAAAUGAGAUCGACCGGCUCUCUGGAUGAACGGUGGAUGUUAGUCUCAGCUCCAUUCUCAUGUCUCAUGUCAAAACAUAUUGGCAGUAAGCUGCGCCCUGUUGGCGAGCGCAGGUGACGCUGAUCAGCUGAGAACUUACAGGCCAUAUAACUGAAGUUAUAAAUGUGUCACACAUAAUGAUAUCGCUGCUGGUGAUCGUACUCACGUACUGUACAUGUAUAUUGGGAGACAUGAGUUCACUUGUACAGAGCGGCGUUCGUCAUCAUACAGGGGAUACUUGAUUUGAACAUUACUAGGAGUUACUUGCCAUCGUGUGAUGUUCUUCCUCUGUCUUCUUGUUUUAGGGACAUCACGUUGUUGAACUGCUCCAUGUUGGAAAUAACAGAAGUAUACACCUUGUAUCUGCACGCGUGGAAUGACGCAACCCAAGUGCUCAUCUACAGUGGAUUUUAACAAAUUGUUUUUGGGGGUGACCCAGCAGUGACAUACAUCACCAACAAAAUCCUACUGACAAAGAAAGUGAAGGGUCGUCACCCAAUCUUACAAUUUGUGUCAAAUAAUGGCCAAUCUAUGGCCCCUGAACCAUUCGUUUCUAAGCGGCUGAUAUAUUGACCCGUGCCGCGUCAGUUUUUGUUGUGUCUGUUGACACAGCGGUUGUGAGAUUUGCUUGUGAACUCCGCGGGGGGGUGUCGAAGGAAAGGUGAGAAGAAUCGCCGGCGGGUCACUCCAUGUCCCCAGCGUGACCUGGCGGGAUUUGGACGCUCGCGUGCUGCGGCGUGGCGUGUUGAAGUGUGUGGUCUGUCGAAUGUAAUCUCCGUGCUCUCACUGGGAAGAUAAGAUCGCGACAAUAACCUCAGGCUUCCUGGACUAUCCUUCACUUUUGAACACCACGGGACAGGAGCUGUGAAGCAAGCACCAUCAAGCACGAGGACUUAACAUGGAGGAAGGAAUAGACUAAUGGAGGCAAUGUGACUUGGAGGUACAUCGGGAGUUGGUGGGUUAGCGUCUUGCAGAGCGGGGGCGGCAGUAUGUCUGUGGGGCUCCAGCCGUGGAAGGCGGCGUGGCUGCUGGCCUUUCUUCUCUCAGGCAUAAGACUAGGUAGCUGUGCUAGACGUCAUCGGCUGUGGGUGCCAGAUGAUCAUGUGGCCCUUAAUGGUGACGUCACGGUGGAGUUCCAAAGACCCAGAGAUGACGUGUUACCUAACGGGGUGUUGGAACUACGCGACCUGUCUGGUUCGGACAACUACCGGACUGAGAAAGGCCUUCCCAACAGGCCGAACGGGAACGUCAGCUUCGAGUGCAGCUACUUCGACCACGCCGGGGAAUUUGAGGUCCGGAUGCUACGGACGAGUGGCGGAGAGAUACUUGCCACCAGCUCAGUCAUCCACGUCACCUGGCCCAUCGUGAAUGUGAUAGCACCGAGGACGCACGUGGCCCUGGAAGGUGGCAUCGCGGUGACCGUGACGACCACGGCCAAUCUAUGCACGGAUAUGCAAUAUAAUCGAUACGAAAAUUCAGUGGUGCUGCUUUAUCAUGACGUCAACAGGACGUUGUCCCAGACGGAAAUGAUAACCUCCAGUCAUGGAUCCGUGGUGGUGGAGAGAGAGGUGGGAACUCUCACGGCCGUCCAUUUGGAACAGUUCGAGUGCCAGACUAUAGACAGGGCCGGCAUCUACUCUUUCAUUUACUGCUCUAGUUACCGGCGGCUUAUCCUGGGUACCAGCCAGCCGGUUGAGGCAGCAUGGAGCGGGCGCUACCGGGUGACGUUCCCCAGGGAGACGGUCUUUCCUUGCCCAGACCAAACCGCCGUAGAAGUCAGCUUCGACGCUCCGAACUGCCGCGGGGACCGGGACAAAAUCAGGGUCUACGCCGAGACGGGCAGGUUCGAGCUCCGGCCUACAGGAACUCUGGACUAUGUCACCGAGGUCACGGUGAUGGGCACCUCCGUUAUCUUCGAUUGCUCCCAUUUCUCGCUAGACCACUUGGGUUAUUGCUUUGUGUACGUCAGCACAGCUAAGAAUGGAGCUGUGGAUGCUCACAGGGACAAGAUCCUUUGUGUGCCCGUUGAAGCGAUAGGCCCACCUGUGGACGGAUCCUGGAGCGUGUGGUCCGACUGGGGCGCAUGCACCGUGACCUGCGGCGAGGGUCAACGCAACCGGUAUCGACUGUGCAAUAACCCACCGGCCGCCAAUGGUGGCGCCCUUUGCGUCGGCGAGACCGUCAUGUCUCAACUUUGCAAUUACGGAGUGUGUCCAGCGCACACAGAUCCAACAGACAUGGUCUCUGAGCCCACCGUCAAGCCCAACUGCACCUGCGGCGGCUGCACGCUGCACGCCGACCCCGGCGGCAUUAUCGCCUCGUCACCCUACGAUUGUACCUCCCCACUGACCGAAGGCACCGUGGCGUCCCCGGGCGGACAGGUGCUGACCUGGUUGGUGGUGGGGUCGGACCACCAGCGGGUGCGACUGGAGUUCCGAGCCUUCAACCUGCACCCGCAGGAGGAAUGGAUGCGGAUCAGGGACGGUGGAGAUCAGCGGGCUAAGGUGCUGGCCUACCACACGGGCAGCCGGCUGCCGGCUGUCGUGGAGUCCACCGGCAAUCGGUUGUACAUCGAAUACAAGGUGUACAGCGGUGGGGAACCAGACCGUGGCUUUCGGGUCCGCUACAGUAGUCUUGACGGCGGUAUUCCCCCGACCACGCCGGUGGCGGCGGGCUCCACGGGUGACGAGGAGGCAGCCGGUCUGAACCUGGGCUCCAUCAAUAACACGGUAAUGAUGGUAGGGAUCUUCCUGUGUGCCGCUGUCAUCCUCGUUUCCAUCGUCAUCACCGUCUUCACCGGCUGCAGGAAGUCGAAGAGUGCCACUGAGAUUGAGUUGCGGCCCAACCCGGGACCCGGCUCCUCCAUCGCCUCGGCGGGCGGCGGCCAGCGGCCGUGGGGCCCACCCGGCCACAGCUGCUCCUCGCAGUCGGAGAUGUCGCACCAAUCUGGCAAGAGGGGUCGGCCAGACGGUCAUCUAGGCGACCGCAGCCAGCUUUACAUGGUCCAGGACGAAGGGCUGGCCUACCUGCCGGAGUCCAACGUGAGCCUGUCUUCGCCGUAUCACACGCACAGCAGCGAUACCACGGGGGUGAGGAGACCUCCCAAGAUUCCCGAGGACAAGAUCCCGAGCCCCUACCAUUCGCCCCGCACCGACUUUAUCCAGAUGGAGCGCUUGCGCAAGGUGGGUCUACCCUACCACAUUGGCACGGGCAGUUCGCAGAGCGAGGUCAGCCGCCACAGCGGCAGGACGGAUAAGAAUACCACUACGCUGGCCACCAAAACACCGGAAUACCUGGCGAUGCGUGGCUACAGUGCCGCUGGUAGUCUGACCAGCUUCGAGCAGAAGUAUGGCUCCCUACCCCGUAGUGAUCACCGUAGUGACAACCGGAGUGAACACAGGAACAGUGACCAACGGCAUAGUGACCAACGUCAUAGUGACCAUCGCCAUAGCGAUAACCGCCAUAGUGAUCAUAAGAGCGAUCAUCACCACAGCGACCACCGGAGUGAUCACCGCAGCGACCACGGCUUCGACAGCAACCUGCCGUGCGUAAAUAAAGAGGGCCAGCUCACACCCCUAGGCAUGGCCCUCUCCCGAAAUCAAACUUUCAAUCAGAAUGAGUUCAGAACUCCGGAAGUUUUGCCUCACAUACCCGAGGGACAGCCGGCACCCGUGAACCAUGUCACCAAGUGGCCUCCGACUCCUAACGAAGGGAGGACAGUGGCCGAGAUCAAUAGAAACACACCGGUAAACAGAAAAAAGUCCGCGCACGGCGAAAAUAGCGUGCAUCCGGUCGGGGUACAACAACCCUUGGUCAACGGAGAAUCCCCGAGCGGUCAAAGGCCUCGAAAGCUACCUCUGACCCCAAGACAAGCCUUCUUUGAGGACACAGAGAGUCUUGGGGUUGUCACCCCUAUGACUGACAUUUCGUCAAAGGACAACAUGCAAAUAAGAAGCCCUAGGUCAACUUUUAGCCCAAAAAAGAACGAGGUUGUGGACAUAAGCAACAAAGGAGUGACGUCACCACUAUCCUCUCCUGGCGAACUUGCUCCCGGACAUACGGGCAAUUCGAAGCGAUUCCCCGAUAGAAAUAACUCUGGCGCCGGUGGCCGCUCCAAACGGAAAAAGAUUCCCCAUGCCAGCAGCGCGCGGAAGACACGAAAGUCCGAGAGUAAGCGCACUUCGUCAGGAGACGAGGAUGGACGGACAGCCGCUAAGCUUGCCCUAUACAGCACCGCAGAGUCCGAUGACGCCAGCGCCACAAACUUACUGAGUGAGCCCACCUCGCCCGUUCGCAUUCCGGAGCUGGAUAAAAAGCAGAACACCGACAGACUCAAGUCAGUGUUCAUUAGCGACGAGAGCUUGGCCAAGACUUUCUCCGGUGGGGAGAGCUCCCGGUCGGGCAUGACACCACGCACGCCCCGCCGUCUCCCCAACACCCCUCCCUCGGGCUUCUCUCCAACGUCCAACAAGCUCAAGAGUGUUCUGGUCUACAGCGACUUCUCGAUCGAUCAGGACGAGCCGGAGUAUGACGACUUCAUUCCCAACUUGCCGGGGACUUUCUUCGAGAACCAAACCCCUUUACCGACAGGGCUCAGCCCGGCGCGCAAGAAAAAUCAGCCGCUCAAGAAAAGUUCGCAUUCGGCAUCAGCAGUAUGAUGAAUGUUUCCUUACGUAGCUUUUUAUUAUGUGCAUAAAAUAGAGUCUAGAAAUGCUGUACGAUAUAUUACAAAUAUAGCUGUAUAUACUUGUAAACAAAUCUUGCAAAUUAGCUUUAAGUUACAUUUGAUAUGAAAAAAUAUCGAUGCCAGUCUAGUGUCUGUCCUCAGUACCUCCGUCAGACUCAACACGAGACACUAAAAUACCAACUGAAUAGUAUUUAAUACAGUACCAUACUCCGUUCAGUGACGACAACGCUGUGAGUACACAAUAACGGCGAUGAUCAGGCAGAAGCACACAAGAUUGGAUAAUGUUCGCACUAAACAGAGAGGAUUAAUGGAGCAGUUGUACUGCGCCCUCUUGUGUUGUGUUGUUGUGUUUGCUGAUGGUAAGAGAACACGUUGUACAUAAUUAGCUUUCCGUAAUGUAAUUCACGCUGGUCAUUAACUGUGCUACGUUUGUUGCAGAAAUGAAGUUGUGGUUAAUAGUUGUUGCAGUGGGUUUCCAACUGCAUGGUCUGUACAUUAGCACUGUAGGAGUAUUGAAAACAGGAGAAGUCUUUGGUUUUGAAUUCCACGAACUGGCGACCGUCUACUCAGAGUGUGUUGUGACAGCGAUUCUACACGAUAAGUCUAUCCUGGGUCCAACUUCACGGCGCUGCGUAGCACACGAUUUCACGCUCAGUCUCCAUGCAUUUCACGGAGACACGUAAGCACAGCCAAAGGCAUGCUAACGUGUGCACGCGCAUUUGUUAGCACAACCACGCCAAUCAUCGCUAUGAAAUAGUUCUUCAGGUCAGCAAUUUUUUUUGGCAAAGUUAGUACAACUUUACUGCUAUUAAGCAUCUCCGUGAAAACGGUCCUGGUUUGUAAACGCAAUGUGACGUCAUCGGAAGUUUAACCACGCCUACUGCACAUUGUGCCACAUGCAGCCUCGACUCCUUGGGCUGCGCGUGCGUUCCUUCACUUAAGAUCGCUCAAGGCAUGCAUAUGCGUGCGUUCCUUCACUUAAGAUCGCUCAAGGCAUGGCGUUCGGAACCAGCAUGGCGCAUCAAGAUCGUACCCAUGAGGACGAGGUUGUGCUACAGGGAACCCUGGAACUGGAAUUUAACGCAGACUGAGUGUUCGUCCAGUGCUAGCUUGGGGCAAGUUCGAUCAAGGACCAUAGAUAACCGUAGAUCGGUAAAUCUGAGCGAACGCACGCUUCUCGACAAUGGUUGGACUAGUCUGGUCAACUAUUCGCGACCAGUCGAGGUUGGUCGCAUCGUUGGUUGCGAAUCGAUGUUGACCAAUCAAAAACCAUGAUUCAUUUCCACUAGACCCUAUGCACGUGCAUGCACAUAAUAACGCGCGCGGCUGAAACAUGUAGUGUGGCAUUGGAGAGAAGCACUUCUCUCUACGUGCGCAGUGGGCGGGGCUUACUGGGUGGAUUGUUCUUUUCGCGAUAUAUAGGACGCAGUGAACAUACAAUGUAAACUGGUUACCCACACUGGAUGUACGGUAACACGAAUGUCCGAUCGGUCAGACAAGAUGUAGGCCUAAUUACCAUAGCUUACCACAGCCAGUUGUAGUUCAUUGUUGGAAGGUCUCUCUUAUUGUGUAACAUAUAGGAACACUUAGUGUAGUGAUUCAAUUCGCGACAGAAUCCUGUCAAUGCAGCUUAUGUCAAUUAGCCAUUUACAUAAUACAAAAAUGGACGCAAGACGUACAAAACCUGAGACAAACAAAACUCAACGAACAAAUUCCAUAGGAUUGUCUAAGGGGUGUAGCUAACUUACCAAACGGCGAUAGAUCAAUCACCCUUUCCUCAAUUCAGUAUCGACUAAAGACUUCACCAACAUUUUCUGAAAUUGUUUUUACUUCGGAGACUUAAAUAAAACUUAAAUACAGAUGUACUGCAAAGCUGUAACAUAUUUAUGGAACAGGUUAUCUGAGGAUUUCAUUCCUCUCUUUUAAGAAUUGCAGUUUACUGUUUAUAUUAUAGAAUGCAGCAGCUUCGAGCAUAAAUCGUCGGCAGAUUGAAUUGUAAUAAUAUUGACAGUUGAUAUGUAUUCAGAUAACAGUUGAUGUGAAGAUACAGACCUUUUGGUCUCUAAAACCUACUUGUUUGAUAUUUAUUGUAUUCAAUGAACUGAUUCGUACCAAGUUAAAGAACUAGCUCUGCUGUCACAAUACUUGACAGAAAUGUCUGCUCUAGGACGAUUUUUCAGCGCCAUGCCUCGAUUCUAGAAUAUCAACCCUCUUCUUAGAUUGUUUAUAGCGCCCUCUUGGGGUUAAACAUUGCACACUUAACAACGAAAAUUGUAAUCGUAGCAAGGCAUACGGACCAAUUCAAUUGAACUUCCAUGUUGUUUGUGCCUUCCAUGACCUGCCCGUUCAUCUUUUUUCAGUGUGAUUUUCCUACUUUUUUAUACUCUAGAGUAAGGCACCGUAUGAGUGUUUCCCCAGGAAUGAUUAAGUAGGACUGUAUUUUGACAGGACUCGGUCUUAAUGUAUGAACAAUUUUGAGACGUUAUACUGAAGCGUUGAAUUUGUCCAUUUUUAAUGGCUUAUUCAGCGGUCUGCUUCGACGUUGGUGGCACUUUUCGUGUUCCACGUGAUGUAAUAUCACAGUCUAACUGUUCGUGAUGAUAUGUUUCUCGACAGAACACUUUCAAGGGAAUGUGUGCCUUUAUUCCUCUUUAAAACAUCAUGUCAUGAGUGCCUAAGGUACUAUGCAACCCUCCUUUGACAAGUAAUUUUAUUCCCAGCUUUUCAACUUGAAAUUCUUUUCUGUUUUCUUAACAAGCAAUAUCAUUUGAACAACUUUUUGUAGAAAGAUGCCAUCACGUGGUAUGUGUCCACCGUCAGAAACAAAUGAUGCUGCACCAAGUUAUGUUAAGGACUGUGCCGUCCAUUUUGGACUUACACCCAAGGCAUCCUUAUCCGAAGGGGUCAGUAGUAUAAAGAGAUCAUAAACCAACAUAAACGCUGGUCUGUUUUUUCUCCCUGUAUGUUUUGCCCAACCGUAAGAUAUCCAAAAUCCUGCGCAUCUAGCAUGAUUUCUUUGUCAAUUUUCGAAACUGGAGCCAGGAUUGGGAUUUAACUUUCCCUAAUGCACCGUUUCAAAGACCUUGAUGUCUCCAAGCAAUCUCGAAUGGAAGAUGUGACGUCGCCUUGUACUUGCAUACAUAUUGGAAAAAGUUUUUUCAUUGCUCCGAUUGUGGUCGGGGCUGAUAUUGAACGCUGAUAUUGAAUUGAACGUUGAACACACGUCUUUUACUGAAUUGUCUGAAAUAAUUAUUAUGUCGUUUUACAAUUAUUUGGAUUAUUAAAUGGAAGUGAGUGUGAACUGA
Acanthaster planci (crown-of-thorns starfish) is the source of this 8333-nucleotide messenger RNA. RefSeq lists its product as uncharacterized. Gene Ontology annotation, cellular component: cell periphery. The record is from RefSeq and is a predicted model, not a curated record. NCBI's taxonomy places the organism in Eukaryota, Metazoa, Echinodermata, Asteroidea, Valvatida, Acanthasteridae.